This is a messenger RNA of Oryzias melastigma (Indian medaka), 3559 nucleotides long. It is a transcript of the gene piwil2, whose product is annotated as piwi-like RNA-mediated gene silencing 2. The transcript has 24 exons. Gene Ontology annotation, cellular component: P granule. Gene Ontology annotation, molecular function: protein binding; piRNA binding. The coding region runs from base 181 to 3330 and encodes 1049 amino acids. The record is from RefSeq and is a predicted model, not a curated record. NCBI's taxonomy places the organism in Eukaryota, Metazoa, Chordata, Actinopteri, Beloniformes, Adrianichthyidae. Gene Ontology annotation, biological process: regulatory ncRNA-mediated gene silencing.
GUACCGAUAAACCAAUAGCGUCGUACUGAGGCACUUGAACGUCCAAUUAAAACAUAGGAGGGCGGAGACCUUUACCCUAAGGAUUUCAGCUCGAGAGUUGAACGUUGGAAGUUUUAUUUCGACGACGGAGCAGGGGCUACACUAACCUUUUUAUUUCAUAUUAUAUCAGAAGUUGAUCACAUGGAGCCAAACAAGCCUCCUGACGUCAGUGGGAUGAAAGGCGCUGGCCUUCCUGCGCUUGGCAGAGGACUGCAGCUUGAGAAACUGGCUUUGGGACGCAGUAGAGGACUACCGCUCCCUGCUGAGCAGCCCAUUGCAGGACGAGCCAGGGGAUUGUUCACCCCAGGUGAAACUGUUCCAGGACCAGCUCCGUCUCUACCAACAAUGACCCCUGUACCUGUGCAAGGUAGAGGAGUGUUGGCACCGCCUGAGAGUUUGCUAUUUGGUCGGGCCAGAGGGUUUCUUCCACCAAGGGUAGAACCAAAAGUGGGUGUGGCCAGAGGAACUGUUCUGUCAAGUCUACAGCCUCAGUAUGAAGACACCACUCCUAAAACGCCACUGGGUCCAUCAGGGGACAUCCCAGCUUCAACAGCAGGAAUGAUUGGCAUGGCGGGUCUUGCUCAAGGGUCCACACUUGUCUCCAUGUUUAGAGGAAUGGGAAUUGAGCCAAUGGCGCCUCGUGGAAGAGGAUCUCUAGCAGUUGAAGCAGCUGGAGGCGUGGGGGAGGUAAAACUGCAGGGUGUCCCUGCAGAGACUAUCCAUGAGCCUGGAGACACAAUGGAGAGAGGCAGCAUUCUGUCUCCCAUGGUGGGGCGUGGGAGAGCAGCACUGACCCAGCUCAGGAUGGAUGCAGGUCAUUCUGGCCUUCCUAGUAUCCUUCAGGAAAAGUCAGCUCCUCCAACACCUAAACCACCAGCAGACGUGAUGUCACAGCCUCCUCCAACAGGAGCUUCAUCAUCCAUGCCCACGAGUCAAGAUGCCACUGUGACCUCAACUGAGGAACCAUUGAAGGCUGACCAGACAGUGGAACCAGAGUGUAAACCACUUAAUAAAGCUGGAGUCAAAGGAAUACCAAUAACCAUUGGGUCCAACCACAUUCCAAUCAGCUGCAAGAAUCAAGCUGUCUAUCAGUAUCAUGUAACAUUCACCCCAAAUAUUGAAUCGAUGGGCAUGCGGUUUGGCAUGAUGAAGGAUCACCGCUCCACCACCGGAGAAGUGAUGGCUUUUGAUGGCUCCAUUCUGUACCUGCCAAUUAAACUUGGUGACGUGGUCAAUCUCAAAAGUGUGAGACGAACUGAUGAUGAGGACAUAGAAAUCACAAUCAAGAUGACAAAGGUGUUGCCUCCCAACUCGGAUCUUUGUAUUCCAUUCUACAAUGUGGUUUUCAGGAGGGUAAUGAAAAUCAUUGGCCUGAGGCUGGUGGGUCGAAAUCAUUAUGAUCCAGAGAAUGCAGUCAUUCUUGGAAAACAACGACUUCAAGUGUGGCCUGGUUAUUCAACUGCCAUUAACCGUAUGGAUGGAGGUCUGUACCUGGCAGUGGACGUGUCCCACAAGGUGCUGCGGAAUGACUCUGUUCUUGACCUCAUGAACGUUUUGUACCAACAAACAAAGGAGAACUUCAAAGAAGCAUGCACUAAAGAGCUCAUCGGUAGCAUCGUCAUCACCCGAUACAACAAUCGCACCUACCGCAUCGAUGACAUUGAGUGGGACAAGUCACCCAAGGAUAGUUUCACAUUGAUGAACGGCACCAAGACCACUUUUUUGGAGUACUACAGCAAGAACUAUGGAAUCACAGUUCAAGAGACAAACCAACCUUUACUCGUGCAUCGACCAAAGGAGAGAUCUAACCUCGGGGGAAAGCAAAUCAUUACCGGCCAGAUCCUCCUAGUGCCAGAGCUGUCCUUCCUGACGGGAAUCCCAGAAAAGAUGAAAAGCGACUUCAGAGCAAUGAAAGACUUGAAAAUUCAUAUCAAUGUGAGUGGCGAUCAACACAACCAUGCCAUCAAGCAGCUUCUGAAGAGCAUUUCCUCCAGGGUGGACUGCACCAAAGAGCUGGACGGAUGGGGACUGGAGCUCGGCUCAGAUGUCAUGAUGAUCACAGGUAGAACGCUCCCUUACGAAACCAUCUGCCUGAAGUCAUCAUCCUUUGGUACUGGUGCCAAUGUGUCCUGGUCAAGAGAGGUUGUUAAAGAUGCUUCAAUCAGCUCUAUCCCUUUGAACAUCUGGGUGGUUUUUUACCCUCGCCGCAGUGCGGAACAGGUUGACGAGCUCAUUUCUACCUUUAACAAAGUGGCCGGGCCCAUCGGACUGCGGCUGCAGCGACCAAUACUGGUAGAGCUGCAGGAUGUUCGGACUGAGACUUAUGUCAAGAGCAUCCAUUCUCAACUCACCAGUGAGCCCCGAAUGCAGCUUGUCGUGUGCAUCAUUGAGGGCAACAGGGACGAUCUCUACAGCGCCGUCAAGAAGUUGUGCUGCCUCCAAUGCCCCAUCCCUUCCCAGGUCAUCAACGUUCGGACAAUAUCUCAGCAACAGAAGUUGAGGGGCAUUGCCCAGAAGAUCCUCCUCCAAAUGAACUCCAAGUUGGGUGGAGAGUUGUGGACUGUCAGCAUUCCACUGAAAAGCUUGAUGGUGAUUGGAGUUGAUGUGCACCACGACACCAGCAAAAAGCAUCAGUCUGUUAUGGGAUUUGUUGCAAGUGUGAACAGUUCCCUGACCCACUGGCAUUCCAGAGUGAUUUUCCAGACCCCCACUGAGGAACUGAUCAGUGGCUUCAGAACCUGCUUCCUGUCCACACUGCAGAAGUAUUAUGAGCUGAAUCAUGACUUGCCACAGAAGAUUGUGGUUUACCGAGAUGGCGUGUCUGACAGUCAGCUGAAGAUGGUGGAGCUGUACGAGAUCCCACAGCUGAUCAAGUGCUUUGAGACCUUCCCCAACUACGACCCCAAGCUGGUCUUCAUCGUGGUCCAAAAGCGCAUCAACACCAUCCUGUACUCAUGCUCUGCAAACGGCUUCGGCGCUGUCCCACCGGGAACCGUUCUGGAUCACACCCUCACUAACAAAAACUGGGUGGACUUCUAUUUGACGGCACACGACAUCAGACAAGGCGUUGGACUCCCCACUCAUUAUGUCACACUGUACAACACAGCAAACCUCACCCCAGACCACCUGCAAAGGUUGACUUUUAAAAUGUGCUAUCUGUACUGGAACUGGUCUGGCACCAUCAGAGUUCCAGCACCAUGCAAGUAUGCGCACAAGCUGGCGUACCUGUCGGGUCAGUACCUGCACUCGGAGCCAGCUGUCCAGCUCUCAGACAAGCUCUUUUUCUUGUAGCUCUUUUUCUUGUAAGCUGUUGUGGUUUUAUAGGUUUCAUUGUUUAUUUUUUGAGCAGUUCGUUUAAUUUCUGAAGUUUACGCAUUUUUAGUGAAAAUUACCUUAAAUGUUUUUUUUUUCAAACUGAAUUUGUUCUGAGUUUGAAAAGUAUUCUGUAUGCUGUUUUAAGAAAAGUGUUCUUUUGAUGAUCAGGCAGGAAUCUGCUGUUAAUAAAGUGCCUGUUGUGACA